Molecule: messenger RNA, 1685 nt
Organism: Toxoplasma gondii ME49
Lineage: Eukaryota; Apicomplexa; Conoidasida; Eucoccidiorida; Sarcocystidae
Product: glyoxalase I, putative
Exons: 7
Coding region: 92-1102 (336 amino acids)
Molecular function (GO): metal ion binding; lactoylglutathione lyase activity
Source: RefSeq, a predicted model, not a curated record
GGAGGUAAAUGUUUUUGCAGGCCAGUGUUGUAUUUGACAAAGCUUUAGAAACCUUGCCGUCCACUGCUCUUCCUGAUUAAGGUGUUUCAAGAUGUCCAGAAGUUUGCCCACCUCUUCCGAUGGGUCCAUUGGCCUCAAAUAUGGCUUCUGGUGGCAACAGACAAUGCUUCGGAUUAAGGACCCAGCAGCGUCUCUGCCUUUCUACGAAAAGAACUUUGGGAUGAAAUGCAUUCACUCGUAUCAUUUCCCUGAAAACAAGUUCUCGCUGUAUUUUUUGGAGCGGCCUCACGACAGUGAACACGUGCCAAGCGGAAACGGAGAAGAAAGCGAGCGUUAUCUGUGGAGCAUGAAGGGGACGUGCUUGGAGCUCACUCACAAUCACGGAACUGAGAACGACCCAUCCUUUCAUGUCAACCAUGGCAACGUGGAGCCCCAUCGAGGUUUUGGUCAUAUCGCUUUCAACACGGAAAACGUCCAAGCAGCGUGCGAAAAGCUGGAACAGAACGGAGUCAAGUUUCAAAAGCGGCCGGAGGAGGGGAAAAUGAGGAAUAUCGCGUUUGUUCUCGAUCCAGAUGGAUACUGGAUAGAAUUGGUUUCUCGGGCACCGCAUUCCCCUCUAAGAGAGGAGUACAAUUUAUCUCAGACGAUGAUUCGGAUCAAAGAUCCGUCUGAGUCACUCCCGUUCUACACGGGAAAACUUGGUAUGCGGCUCGUGCGCGAAAGCCACUUUGACGAUUUUUCUUUGUACUUUCUGGCUUGCAUAUCGCCAGAUGUUGAGCUUCCAGACCCAAAAAGCGACGAGGCGCGAAUAUACGUCAAAAAUAUGUGGCAGCCAGUAUUAGAGCUCACACACAAUCACGGCACUGAACAGGAUCCCGGCUUCCGGUAUCACAACGGGAAUGACAAGCCCCAAGGGUACGGACAUAUCGGCUUCCUCUGCGAUGACCUGGAAGGAGCAUGCAAGGAAUUGAACGCGGCAGGUGUUGCUUUCCGAAAGAAGCCAGAGGAAGGCAGUAUGCGGGGUCUCGCUUUCAUUUACGACCCAGAUGGAUAUAGCAUCGAGCUGAUUCAGCGUGGGGUUUCGUUCCUUUCAAAGAAGUAAUGCGUCAGAUCUCGCGACGGAAACGGACCACCGGGCACUGUAUAUGGAGUGGGAGCUUCUAGGAAUGGCAAUCAGACACACGCCUCCAACAGCGGUGUGUCUUCGGCUGCAAGCCGGAGAUGGUGUCUCUGGCGCCGUUCACGGAGGUUACCAAACAAGUUCGAUCGACGAGUAUUUCGUGUGCGACGCAGGAACACUGCAGACUGAUGAGAGUAGAAUUCUUCUACCGUGAUGUGCUACAUCCUUAAUGAGGGCGUUCAUUUUCCCCAGGGCACUUGCUAAGUCCAGCCUUGCUUGUCGAGAGACACGCCGUGUUGUUUGAAUUCGCAAGUCAGACAUGUACGAUCUAAUUAUGACGGCAUUUAUAGUCGCCGUACUAAGAUCGCUUGCGACGAUGUUGUUAAGUAGUGAUUUGAGUUUAUUAAGUGUUUGCAAGGCUUAUUGUGAUCACACAAACCAUGAGUGGUUGGCGAACCACAAAGUCGAGCCGAAAUAGAGAUCGCGCUUAGCUAAUGCAUCGGCAAUUGUUUAUUACCACGGCGUGCUCAUGGAUUGCCCGGCAAAAGAAGAAUAGCAGCUGUGG